Messenger RNA from Momordica charantia (bitter melon), 867 nucleotides. Its product is annotated as coiled-coil protein. Gene Ontology annotation, cellular component: nucleolus. The record is from RefSeq and is a predicted model, not a curated record. Lineage: Eukaryota; Viridiplantae; Streptophyta; Magnoliopsida; Cucurbitales; Cucurbitaceae.
GAAACUCUUAUGACUCUCAAGCCCUAAUUUUCGCCACCAGAAACCCUAAUUCUCAAAUCUCUCCAAUGGCGUGCACCAUCGACUUCCGGUGCCUGGACGAGGGAUUCGGGGGAAAAACCUACAAGCGAAAACGGGAACGGGAAGAAGCUCAGAACAGCCUCAACAUCAACGACUCUGAAAAUGCCGACGCCUCCAUGGAGAUCGACGAAUCCUUUCCGCCGCCGGCCAAGCGAUCCGCGAUUCCUUCGUCGGAAAAUCCCGACAAACCGACAUUCGGAAAUCCUACCUACGACGGCGUUAUCGCCGGAAAGGUCUCGGGACGGAAGUGGAAGCAGCCGAGGAAGCACAGGGCGUCUGCCAUGCAGGUGAGCCGGAAAGGCACUACGUUCGAGGAGAGGGAGAAGCAGAAGAUGAUUAAGGCGGCGUUUAGGGAGCGCAAGGAGGAAUUGAAGGAGCAGAUUAGGUUAAACAAGGUGGAGAAGAGAAAGAAGAGAGAGGAGAGGGAGAAGAAGAAGAAGGAGAACAUCUUGAGAUCUGGAACUAAGCUACAGAAGAUAACUAAUCCCAAGACACUCAAGAAGAUUGCCAAGUCUAAGCAGAAGAAACUCCUUAAGGUUGUUCCUGACGAUUUCAUCAAGAAAUAGGUCUGACAAAGAACAAGCCAUAUUUGGCCAAGGCAAAGAUACAGUGGCAAUGACCUAGCAACGAGCAAUGUUUUACCAGGCUAAAGGCUGUAUGGAGCUUUUCUUCUUGAAGAGGGAGGCUAAGCUUCAAUUUUAAUUAAAAAAAUGUCUAAAUAUCAUUUUGGUUGACUUUGAUCCAUUUUGGUGUCUGGAUUUUAUUUUUGUUCCUAUAUUUUUAAAAAUG